GCCCUCGGAGCUGCUCGGGCUGCGCGCGGAGCGGGCUCCGGAGGGAAGUCCCGAGACAAAGGGAAGCGCCGCCGCCGCCGCCCCGCUCGGUCUUCCACCUGUCCGCGACGCUCGCCGGGGCCGCGGCCGCCCGGGGGACUCUGAACAUGUCGGGGAUCGCCCUCAGCAGACUCGCCCAGGAGAGGAAAGCAUGGAGGAAAGACCACCCGUUUGGUUUCGUGGCUGUCCCAACAAAAAAUCCCGAUGGCACGAUGAACCUCAUGAACUGGGAGUGCGCCAUUCCAGGAAAGAAAGGGACUCCGUGGGAAGGAGGCUUGUUUAAACUACGGAUGCUUUUCAAAGAUGAUUAUCCGUCUUCACCACCAAAAUGUAAAUUCGAACCACCGUUAUUUCACCCGAAUGUGUACCCCUCGGGGACAGUGUGCCUGUCCAUCUUAGAGGAGGACAAGGACUGGAGGCCAGCCAUCACAAUCAAACAGAUCCUAUUAGGAAUACAGGAACUUCUAAAUGAACCAAAUAUCCAAGAUCCAGCGCAAGCAGAGGCCUACACGAUUUACUGCCAAAACAGAGUGGAGUACGAGAAAAGGGUCCGAGCACAAGCCAAGAAGUUUGCGCCCUCAUAAGCAGCGACCUUGUGGCAUCGUCAAAAGGAAGGGAUUGGUUUGGCAAGAACUUGUUUACAACAUUUUUGCGAAUCUAAAGUUGCUCCGUACAAUGGCGAGUCACCUGGGGGGGUUGGGCGGGCGCCAUCUUCCAUUGCCGCCGUGGGUGCGCGGUCUCAAUUCGCUGAAUUGCCCGUUUCCAUACAGGGUCUCUUCCUUCGGUCUUUUGUAUUUUUGAUUGUUAUGUAAAACUCGCUUUUAUUUUAAUAUUGAUGUCAGUAUUUCAACUGCUGUAAAAUUAUAAACUUUUAUACUUGGGUGAGUCCCGCAGCAGCGAGUCCCCGCUCCGGGAUGCAGGCAUGCUUCUCACCGUGCAGAGCUGCACGUGGCCCCGGCUGGCUGUAUGGAAGCGCACCCUCCCUCCUGCCGCUCCUCUCUAGAACCUGGGCUGUGCUGCUUUUGAGCCUCAGACCCCAGGUCAGCAUCUCGGUUCUGCGCCACUUCCUUUGUGUUUAUAUGGCGUUUUGUCUGUGUUGCUGUUUAGAGUAAAUAAACUGUUUAUAUAAAGGUUUUGGUUGCAUCAUUAUUGAAAGUGUGAGGAGGCGGCCUCCGAGUGUCCCGCCCUCCCCACCUGACUGCAGCCCCACCGUGGGCCAGGACCAGGCUCUCCCAUCUGCUUUGGAUGUGCCCAGGCUGUGUGGCUCCGUCUUGCCCUGGAUCUUUGUCAACAGGGCUGUGUACAAAGUGCUGCUGAGGCUUCUGUGCUCCCAGGAUCUUCGGGCUGUAGAGCGCUGGGCAGCUAAGAUCUGCAUAGGUCGGGAUUGGCGUUGAGACCCUGGCAAGUGUGCACCGGUGCCAGCUGUCUAGAGGGCCACAGGGCCAGGUCCAGGCCAGGGCUGGAGGCUGUGUGAGGACUCCUAUCCAGGCAGCCUGCUGGCGGGGGUGCCCCUCAGUGGCUGGGUCACAGGGAUGGAGCCGUGCUGUGCACAGGGUGCCACCUCGGGUGUCUGUGUCUCACGUCCUCAGGAGGCAGCCCUGCUACCACCCCUGGCAAACACGGGGUGCUUUCUCCAGGAGAGCCCACAGCCAUGGCCCCUCCAGGGAGCGCCAGGUGGAGGGCCCUGGGCGGCCUGUGUCUGGAAUUCUUCGUCCUGAGGUUACCUGAGCGUGGCCUCUCCUGGGGAGGCUGUGCCACUCAGAAGCCGCCCUGAUGCUGAGCCCUCUGCAAAGGCUGGGCCGGCCAGGCCUCUUGGGGGCUGCCUGAGCCGUGGCUGAACCACUGUAAGAAGUGGCCUGGCUGGGAAGUUGGGUGCCAGUCACCUCCCAGCAGGAAGGUGCAGUGGACAGAGAUGGGAAGCCCUGGGGGACACAGCCCGACGCUCCCAGCCCUCCAGCCUCCGACCCACCACCCAGUCUCCGCAUCCUAGUGAGCUUGGCCCUCCUCAGUCUCGUUUCAAGCCCUGGGGCUGGAGCUGGCCCUGCUGCCCUGGUGCGCCCCGGCAGCUGGAGCUGGGUCCCGGUGGCCCAAGUGCAGGGUUCCAAGGGGGCGGGGCGGGUGCUCCCCAAAGGAGCCAAGAAUGCAGGGAGGGCGGCCCAGGGCCCUGGGAAGGGGAGCGUGGCUGCUGUGGGCUGGGAAUCGAAGUUAGAGGUGACUUCCGAAGGCCCCCCUGAGCCGGCAGUGCCCCCCGCCCCCACCGGCAGCUCUGCGGUGCCAGUGCCUUGUUCGCUCUCCGGGUUCCGUGCCCUGCAGUCACUGCGCUCUCGGUCUGACGUGUGUGGUUUGUUGAUAAUGCAGGGGGCCUUACCUGGGGAAUUCAGCUGGUUUGAAUAUUUGUAGCCCGUUCCCAGAAUGUCUUAUUUUGUAACGACGGAACUACAUUUAGUAAUAGUUACACAUGUAUAUGGUUAAUACAUAUGGAAAUUCAGUAUAUUUUGUAGUUAACGUAUUCUAAAGUAACGGAUGUUUCUAGCCAAUCGUAGUGACUUCAGCUAAUGAAAUGUUCUUUUUGUGGUACCACAGUCCUCAGCCUAACGAAGGACGUGAACCUUGUAACGGGAGAGCUCUGAAACGCGGUCACCUUUGUUUAGCGGAAGGGAGAGUGUGUUCCCGGCAUGAGGUGCCUCGGAAUUAAGAAAGAAUUGUGGGCGAUGGGUUUACCACUGUAUCUAAGAAUCCACCAAUUAAAGCAUUUGCACAGA
Chlorocebus sabaeus (green monkey) is the source of this 2801-nucleotide messenger RNA. It is a transcript of the gene UBE2I, whose product is annotated as ubiquitin conjugating enzyme E2 I. NCBI's taxonomy places the organism in Eukaryota, Metazoa, Chordata, Mammalia, Primates, Cercopithecidae. The record is from RefSeq and is a predicted model, not a curated record.